AUGUCGAAUCUCUCGGUUAACAGAGUGGCUGUCAUUGGCGCUGGCAUCAGUGGUGUUGUGUCUGCUGCCCAUCUUCUCGCAGCUGGGGUGAAAGUCACUGUCUUCGAGAGGAACAAGGCAGCAGGAGGAGUAUGGCUCUACGACGAACGACUACCAAUCGAGCCCGUGUAUCCGUCUACGAAGCCAUCUGCAGGAGAACGGCCUGGGGAGGCUCCCCGAGGAAACGAGAAACGUAUCCUCGAACAUUCACCACCGGGACCAUGCUACGAGGGCCUCACGAACAAUGUCGCUACAUCUCUCAUGCGUGUGAAACUCAAUGCAUGGCCGGAAGGGACCCCAGAAUUUGUAGGCCACCGUGUGAUGAACCAGUACAUCCAGGACACAUCGAAGAAAUGUGGAGUCGAUGGAGUGACGGUUUAUGGGGCUCGAGUGGCCGACGUUAGCAAAUACGGUCCGAAAUGGCAAGUAACAUGGUCAACUAUACAAGAAGACCCCGAGUCGGGUGAGAUACGAGAGCAUUUUGACACUUCGGAUUUCGACGCAGUAGUCGUUGCGUCUGGCCAUUAUCACGCACCUCGCAUUCCGGAUAUUCCAGGUCUCGCUGAAUCCAAGACGAAAUGGCCUGCCAGGAUCCAACAUUCGAAGGCGUACAGGAAACCAGAGGGUUUCGAGGGCAAGGAUGUUCUCCUCAUCGGAGGAGGAGUCUCCGCAGCAGAUAUAGCCGGUGAAAUAAGUUCGGUAGCCAAAGAUAUAUACCAAAGCACACGGAAUGGGUCCUUUGACCUACCAGCAAGUGUUCUGCCGGAGAACGGGGUGAGGAUCAGUGAAAUUGCUUCCUUCGAACUGCAGCACAGCCAACGUGCCUCCGAGUCUCUCCCAGUUAAUGAGCCCUUGCCGUUAAUCGUGCACCUCAAAUCAGGACAGAAACUGUGUGGAAUCCACCGGAUCAUCGUCUGUACCGGAUACCACAUCACCCUUCCUUUCCUUCGCGAGUACCACGAGGAUGACACUCCUCCGGAAAAGGCCAGUGACACAGUAAUCGUCACUGACGGCACGAUGGCCCACAACUUGCACAAAGAUAUAUUCUACAUCCCUGACCCCACACUUGCUUUCGUCGGGGUCCCGUAUUAUACGGCCACGUUCACUCUCUUUGAGUUCCAGGCCAUUGUCGUGGCAGCAGUAUUCUCGGGGGUCGUCCAAAUACCGACGGAGAGCAGCAUGAGAGAGGAAUAUACGGAGCGAGUGCAACAGCAUGGGGCUGGGCGAGAAUUCAACUCGCUGAAGGAUAAGGAGGAGAUCUAUGUCCAGGAUAUCCUGCGCUGGAUCAACAGCGAUCGAGCAGGGCAGGGGUUGCCACCGAUCGAGGGACACACUGAUGCCUGGCUCAAAGCCAAGGAGAAGCAGAAAGAACGGUUCCGGCUUAGAUUUGCAGGGAACGGACAGGACUCCAAGGUUCCUGUCCUCCCGGCCUGUGCCUGA
Molecule: messenger RNA, 1479 nt
Organism: Monascus purpureus
Lineage: Eukaryota; Fungi; Ascomycota; Eurotiomycetes; Eurotiales; Aspergillaceae
Source: the annotation of a GenBank genome assembly